GCAAUCAAUCAUGGAGCGUGUCCUCCUCUUACUUUACAGUCAUUUUGUUUAACUGGAGGGCUAUACGGUCGGACUAAAUUAUUGAAUGAUGGUCAGAUCUUCAGACAGAAGCAUCGUGGAACAGGUCCAAAAAGCUUCUCAUUGCUUUCUUUCUAAUUCUACGACCCAUCCACCCUGUAGUAUUAAACUACAACUAUAAAAUAAAGACAAGCAAACGACUUACUACUAGUUACUACUGCUACUACUACAAACAUACUACUGCUCCAUAGACAGUUCCCCGCUCAAACCUCCAGACUUCGCACAGAAGACAGGUUGAUAUUUGAUGAUGGACACCAUCAAGUCCUUCAAGGGCUACGGCAAGGUGGACCCUGUGGAAGAACAAGCAUUCAGGAGAAAAACCCGCAGGCGUACCAUUAUCUUGCUUGUUUCUCUGCUUCUCUUGGUAGCCCUCAUCGUUGGAGUGGUGGUGGCAACUGUUACCCACAAGAAGAAAAACAGCAAGGGUAACGCUAAUGAUGCUCCUACCUCCCCAUCUCAAUCUCUUCGAGCAAUCUGCAGCGUCACCGUCCAUCCCGACUCCUGCUACACCAGCAUUUCCUCCCUGGAGGCUUCCAACUCCACCACCGACCCGGAAAAGCUCUUCCAGCUCUCUUUACAAGUUGUCCACGCCUCCCUCCAGAAACUCUCCACUCUGCCUCAACACUGGAUCAGCGACGCCCGCGACCUCCCCCUCAAGAAGGCUUUGGGGGUUUGCCAAGCCGUCAUCGACGACGCGGUCGACGCCACCGAUGAAUCCCUCUCCUCCCUCAACGUGAGUGAGGGCGACAGACUGCUGACCGUCGACAGAGUCAACGAUCUCAAGACCUGGCUCAGCGCCUCCCUCACUGAUCUGGAGACUUGCUUGGAUUCGCUGGAAGAGGUGAAUGCUACGGUGCUGGCUGAACAAGUCAGGACUUCCUCCCGGAACUCGACCGAAUUUGCCAGCAACAGUUUGGCCAUUGUUUCCAAACUCCUCACCAUUCUCAGUGGGUUCAAGAUCCCAGUUCACAGAAAGUUGCUGGCAGCAGGGACAGACUCAGACGGGGGUUUUCCCAGGUGGGUUAGAGCGGCGGAUAGGAGGCUGCUUCAGACGCCAAAUGAAAAUACAAAGCCGGAUUUGGUGGUGGCCCAGGAUGGCAGCGGAGAUUACAGGACAAUCAGCGAAGCUGUGGCCAAGAUUCCAAAGAAGAGUAAAACGAGAUUCGUCAUAUACGUGAAGGCCGGUGUGUAUAAGGAGAAAGUGAGUCUGGACAAGUCGACGUCGAAUGUGAUGAUGUAUGGUGAUGGCAAGGCCAAGACCAUUGUUACCUCCGACGAUAAUUUCGUAGAUGGCACCCCAACUUUCGACACUGCCACGUUUGCUGUUGCAGGGAAAGGCUUCAUCGCAAAGAGUAUGGCAUUUAGGAACACUGCUGGAGCAGCUAAGCACCAGGCCGUGGCAUUCCGAUCAGGCUCUGACCAAUCUGUGCUGUAUCUGUGCUCCUUUGACGCCUUCCAGGACACCCUUUAUCCCCACUCCAAUCGGCAAUUCUACCGCGAAUGUGACAUCAGCGGAACCAUAGACUUCAUUUUUGGUAAUGCCGCGGUUGUCUUUCAGAACUGCAACAUUCGGCCCCGACAGCCGCUUCCCAAUCAGUUUGUAACCAUUACAGCUCAGGGAAAGAAAGAUCCCAAUCAGAACACAGGCAUUACCAUUCAGAACUGUGUCAUGUCUCCGCUGGACAAACUCACAGCUCCCACUUACCUGGGCAGGCCCUGGAAGCCUUAUUCCACUACCGUAAUCUUGCAAACCAACAUAGGUGCCUUCCUAGCCCCCAAAGGUUGGAUUGAAUGGGUCUUCAAUGUGGAGCCACCCAGCACCAUUUUCUACGGCGAGUACCAAAACACAGGUCCCGGAUCCAGCGUCGCGCAAAGGGUGAAGUGGGCUGGUUUUAACCCGAGUCUCACAGCGACUCAAGCUUCCAAGUAUACCGUAAAAUCAUUUAUAGCCGGCCAAAGUUGGAUACCGGCAUCUGCUGUGACCUUUACGUAAAUCUCCUACACUACCCCUUUCCAAUAAAAGAGCCUCUCCUCCUUGCUUUACCACUCCAAACGGCCGACUAGUAUAGGAACAGCUUCCAACUGCUGCAUAUAGCAAUUGCACCCCCGUACGUACAUUUUUAAUGUUUGCAGAGUUCCGUGGCUUCUACUAACAUUCUUGGUUUGUAUACAUUUAGUUCGUCUACUGGUUAUCCAUAUUACUGCUUACUAGCACUAGCACCUUAUUGCGAGUCCCCUGUCGAGAUGUUUGUAAACCACAGAGAUUGUCUGGUGUUUUGCUUGUUGGGCGAAUUUGUCAGAUGAUGCAUCAAUUUUUCUGAAUGAAAAAGGCAAAACUUGAGAUCAUCCUUUA
This is a messenger RNA of Coffea eugenioides, 2431 nucleotides long. RefSeq names its product pectinesterase 3. The record is from RefSeq and is a predicted model, not a curated record. The coding region runs from base 323 to 2071 and encodes 582 amino acids. Gene Ontology annotation, molecular function: pectinesterase activity; pectinesterase inhibitor activity. Gene Ontology annotation, biological process: cell wall modification. Lineage: Eukaryota; Viridiplantae; Streptophyta; Magnoliopsida; Gentianales; Rubiaceae. The transcript is spliced from 3 exons.